UGUUACAAAAUGUCCGCGAGUUUUGUAGACUGAAAGCUCAUAUGCGUGCGGAGGUUAAAAUCGAGCUCAGUUUCGCCUAUCGGAGCUUUACGGUUGCAUCGGGUUCUCAUGGAUCUAGAGAGCAGACGGAAGAGUUCCGAUAAAAGCUUCGACACGGACGAUGAUUCUGAUUAUGCCAUGAUAAAACGCAUCAAAAUGGAACCCGAAGCUAUGUUGUCGCAGGAAGAUGAUAUAAUGGCUCAACUGCAACAGGAGAGCUCCGAUUUGGAAGUAGAACCUAGCUUUGCCUUAGAAGGCACCGCAAACGGAGACGAUUGCAAUGAGGGUGUUCUAAUGCAACACAUGGACAUACGAGAGCCUCUAUCUACACUGAGAAACUUGUUGGAACAAAGAUUAGGAGUUGAAUUAACAGACUAUUCAUUUUGGUUGCAAGAUGCUCAGAUGUUAGAGAGUCAUAAAAAUUUGGUGGAUCAAUGUGUGCAAGGGGAAGGACUGGUCCAAGUGAAUGUCCAAAUAAAAGCAACACAAAGACGUAUCAACAUAGUGGAUGUUCUGAAGCCUGCAGAAGAUUACAUUGAAUUGGCAGAGAAUAGCACAGCUACACCAGUUAAUGAAGACAGUAAAAGAAAUGUUAUAAGAUGGAUGGUUGAUCCACAAUACAAGAAAGAACAGGAACGUUUAAAAAUCCCCGCCGAUCCGAAGGAAUGGACACAGACCCAUGUAAGACAUUGGCUUCAGUGGGCGGUUAGACAGUUUAAUUUGGCUUCUGUGAGACUAGCUGACUGGAAUAUUACAGGCCAACAGUUGUGUAAUCUUACGCUCGAGGAGUUUCAGACUAAAGUGCCUCUUGAUCCAGGAGAGGUAUUCUGGACUCAUUUAGAAUUGCUUCGGAAAUGUAAAUUCGUUGCUGUCGUGCAGAAAGAUCCACCAGAGUCUCCAACAGAGAAUAACGUAGACAAGUCCAUGAAAGUUCGAAGUCAGAAAGCUACGAAAACAAGACCUGUGGUGAAUCAGCAGGCGCGUGUGGUCACAGUCCCUAUCGACACUAUCGAUACCACGCCGAUUGCGAUAGCAACCUCCAGCCGUUCGGUCAACAGCGGCCAAAUACAAUUGUGGCAAUUUCUAUUAGAGCUGUUGACCGAUCGAGAACACAGAGGAGCUAUUCAGUGGGUGGGAGCCGAGGGGGAGUUCAAGUUAAACCAACCAGAAGCCGUUGCUCAGCUCUGGGGAGCUAGAAAGAAUAAACCUUCUAUGAAUUAUGAAAAACUGAGCAGGGCACUACGUUAUUACUACGACGGGGACAUGAUCUCCAAAGUUCAUGGAAAGAGAUUCGUGUACAAAUUUGUGUGUGAUCUGAAGCAAGUUUUAGGCUAUUCAGCCGCUGAGUUGAGUCGGUUGGUAGAGGAGGGCAGAAGAUAUUUCUGAUCCGAUAUUUUUCUAUUGUUGCUGCGAUCUUUAUCGUACUUCCAGAGUAUUUUGCAUCGACCAUUGUAUAUAUCCAGUGGAAAUUAUACGGUUACUGUUGAGACAAUCGAAUGUACAUCGAAAUAUACAGGUUAAUACAA
Messenger RNA from Dufourea novaeangliae, 1565 nucleotides. It is a transcript of the gene Ets97D, whose product is annotated as DNA-binding protein Ets97D. Gene Ontology annotation, biological process: regulation of transcription by RNA polymerase II; cell differentiation. The coding region runs from base 109 to 1425 and encodes 438 amino acids. The record is from RefSeq and is a predicted model, not a curated record. Lineage: Eukaryota; Metazoa; Arthropoda; Insecta; Hymenoptera; Halictidae. Gene Ontology annotation, cellular component: nucleus. The transcript has 6 exons. Gene Ontology annotation, molecular function: DNA-binding transcription factor activity, RNA polymerase II-specific; sequence-specific DNA binding.